CAUUGCCAGUGGCUACAGAACCUCCAAAACCCCAUCCUAAAAAAGCACCAGAGUUACCAAUCCUGGAGAGGAAAAACUGGUUGAUCUAUCUACUGUAUGUCCGCAGAGACUAUGACGAGUGUAAGGCUGUCAUCAAAGAGCAGCUCCAGGAGUCUCAUGGGCUGUGUGAAUAUGCGGUCUAUGUUCAAGCUUUGAUAUUCCGCUUGGAGGGGAAAAUUCAAGAAUCUCUUGAACUUUUUCAGACAUGUUCCAUUCUGAACCCCAGAAGCGCUGACAACCUCAAGCAGGUGGCACGAUCGCUGUGAGUGGUGUUUUAUUGUUUCUGUUUGAUGUGCCACCCAGGACCUUUCAGGUUUCUUUUGGGGAAGCACAAGGCAGCCAUUGAAGUGUACAAUGAAGCAGCUAAACUCGAUGAAAAGGACUGGGAGAUCAGCCAUAACCUGGGUGUGUGCUACAUGUACCUGAAACACUUCAACAAGGCACGAGACCAUCUAAACAAUGCCCUGGAGCUCAACAGACAUGAUCUGACUUACAUGAUGCUGGGGAAAAUCCACCUAUUGGAGGGGGAGACGGAUAAAGCCAUUGAAGUCUAUAAGAAAGCUGUAGAGUUUUCUCCAGAGAACACAGACCUCCUUACAACACUGGGGUUACUUUACUUGCAGCUUGGGGAUUACCAGAAGGCUUUUGAACACCUUGGAAACGCGCUUACAUACGACCCAGGCAACUACAAGGCUACCUUGGCGGCUGGCAGCAUGAUGCAAGCUCACGGAGAUUAUGACGUUGCCCUCUCCAAAUACAGGGUGGUAGCCAGCACCGUGCCUGAAAGCCCCCCGCUGUGGAACAACAUUGGGAUGUGCUUCUUCGGGAAGAAGAAAUACGUAGCAGCUAUCAGCUGCCUGAAGCGGGCAAACUACUUGGCUCCCUUUGACUGGAAGAUCUUGUACAAUUUGGGGUUAGUCCACCUCACGAUGCAGCAGUACGCAUCUGCCUUCCACUUCCUCAGCGCUGCCAUCAACUUCCAGCCCAAGAUGGGAGAGCUGUAUAUGCUCCUGGCAGUUGCUCUGACAAACCUUGAAGAUGUUGAGAAUGCAAAACGUUCCUAUGAGCAAGCUGUGGCACUGGACAAGUGCAAUCCCCUUGUCAACCUGAACUACGCUGUCCUGCUGUAUAACCAGGGCGACAAGAAAGGAGCCCUCUGCCAAUACCAGGAGAUGGAGAAGAAGGUCAAUGCGGUGAAAAAGAGCAGCACUCUUGACUUUGACCCUGAGAUGGUGGAGGUUGCCCAGAAGAUGGGAGCUGCCCUGCAGGUAGGGGAGAGCCUGGUCUGGACUAAGCCUUCUAAAGACUCUAAAUCCAAGCAGAGAGCUGCUCCGUCAGGGAAAUCCUCCAGCGCUCAGCAGCCUUUGGGCUCUAACCAGGCCCUGGGUCAAGCCAUGUCCUCAGCUGCGGGGUACGGGAAGACCAUGCAGCUGCCCCCAGGUGCUGGUGCAUCAGCUCCACUUGCAAAGCCUCCCUCACUGCCUCUGGAACCAGAACCGGGCUCAGAAACGAGCCCCGAGGAGACCUCGGCUGAGGAACCAAGGAAAGAAAAGUGCAAGAGCCGGCAGGCAGCGGACUAGGAGGGACUCUGGUCAGGACAGGCAGGUGCAGGAGCAUCUCCAGCGCUGCCCGUUGACUUGUGGGGAAAGGGACUUGCCCUCUCCCCCUACCCGCUGUCGGUUAGUCUAAAUGCAGCCCAUUUCUGUUAAUGAUUUUAGCACGUGGUCUCUACCUUGUCCCAAGGAGCCGUUGCAGCAAUCAGAAGAGGUUUCUGCAUAGCUUCUGUUAGUGUAGUCACAGCUUACUACAAGAGACUGGAGGAUGCAGAUCCAUCUCUCCUCAGCGUUGGUGGUCUCCAGUGUUCAGGUGUAAGUCCUCCAGAAGGAUGCUGAGGCAUCUGGUGUGUUUAGGGAAGCCAGCAGUCAUGACGUAGCAUCCUGGAUCCCAAAGAGAGGCAAACCCUUCCAGCGGCUGAACUUGUAAGUGGCUGAGGAAGGCCUGCGCAGGCUGCAGUUAGGUCAGUUAGCCCGAGAGGGGGCGACGAAGGUAGGACGCCUCACCAGGGCAAGUGCAGAGCAGUGAGCCAGGCUCAGGACUAGCACAGCUGGGCUUACUGUGAAGCAGGGGCUUGUCACUCCUCGUUUCACAAGGGCAAGACUUUGUAAACGCUUUCUCAAGGCCAGAGAAAGGAAGCUGGAACAGCUGGGAGCUGGUAUUCCUGAGCAGAGCAACAUCAUGGUCACAGGGCACCAGGGGCGCUUUAAAACCCACCCUUGCCUUCACAGCGGCACUCGUGAAACACAGGGGAGAUGCAUGGCAAAGGUGAGCUGGUUUGUCUUGAGGCGAUCGUUCCUGCAAUGUGCAACCCAGCAGAGGAUGGGUGGCCGAAGCAGCCCUCCUGCGCUGGGCCAACAGCUCGUGUGUUGGCCGGCCAACUGAGCCAUCUUCUUCAGGACUGUUCAUCUUCCG
Molecule: messenger RNA, 2508 nt
Organism: Egretta garzetta (little egret)
Lineage: Eukaryota; Metazoa; Chordata; Aves; Pelecaniformes; Ardeidae
Gene: BBS4
Product: Bardet-Biedl syndrome 4
Exons: 15
Coding region: 330-1619 (429 amino acids)
Biological process (GO): protein localization to cilium; cilium assembly
Cellular component (GO): ciliary basal body
Molecular function (GO): protein binding
Source: RefSeq, a predicted model, not a curated record